UUACAUUUUAGAGCUGCUCCAAAACACUGGACUUGUCCUCAUGCAAGGCAAAAUAUUAUUACGUUAUUUUGUUGCAAAUAAUAAUAUAAUACUCAACAUCAGAGAGCCCAUUGUUUACCUUUAUCGACAAGCGACUACUCAGGCCUAGUUAUCAUCCCGCUCUACUCCAUCUUAACUCGACAAGCAUGCCUGUCAUAUAGCGCACUUGAAUGUAUUGUAUACGUCAACUGGCAGCCAACCGUAAUGGGACAAAAUAGGAUGAAUGUAAUUUUUCUUAAAUUUGGGGAACCGUGAUAUUAAGUAAGGCGAAAGGUAAAAACCGCCUCGUUUAAUUUAGCGAUUUUUGUUUGAAUGGGAGCGUUAUUUGCAGACUGCUCGGGCUAACCGGAUACCUCCGCCGUAUGUCUGCUUGCAGCGCACUGUGAUGGUCAUGGUCUUAAUGAUGGAAUCGCAAUGCGAGUACUUUAUGUAUUUCCCGGCAGUCCCCAUUUCAGACCUGUCGGACCCGGCCAAAUACCGCACGCUCCCGCGUCGCAGUCACCUUUAUCUCGGGGAAACCGUGCGCUUUCUGCUGGUUUUGCGCUCUCAGAGCGUCGCGUCGGUGUCCGGGUCGAGCGGCACUGCGGCGGCUGACGGCAGCGGCUCGGAGCAUCACAGCAGUCGCUCGUGGAGGGAGCUAGCCGGCUCUCUCUGCGCCGUGGCCAGCGUUAGCCCCGGCGAUAGCCGCCAGCGGACGCAGCCGCUGUAUCACGACUACCACAGCAGCGGGGACGAGUGUGUGGAGGACACGGACGAUGAUGAUGCUGCGGAGGUGGGCUGCGCAGGUCGAGGGGGCCCGAGGUACCGGGGCUUCAGGGAAUGCAAGCCGCUCCUCAUUCACAACAACCCCGGCAAUGGCGUAAGGGAAUUCCGCAAGGCUCCCGUGCAGUCUCCUGUGGAUGAGCCUGUUGUUUUAAGCGAUGAGGUCAUCUUCCCCCUGACAGUGUCCCUGGAUAAGCUUCCUGUCAAUACUCUUAAAGUGAAGAUAAUUGUAACCGUGUGGAAGCAAGAAGAGGAGAAAGCUGAGAUCCAAGAGCAUGGCUACCUCAGCAUUCUUCAACAAAAGAGCCCCUGCCAAACAUUUCGCCAGGAUCUGAACACGUUCAAAGCGCAGGUCAGCACCACGCUCAAUGUCCUGCCCCCUCCGACUGUAAAGUGUCAGCAAAUGACAGUCUCAGGGAGACACUUAACUGUCCUCAAAGUGUUAAAUGGAAGUUCUCAAGAAGAGGUGUGCGUGCGUGACGUCAAAAUACUUCCCAACUUCAAUGCUUCAUACUUACCAAUGAUGCCAGAUGGCUCAGUGCUGCUGGUGGACAAUGUUUGUCAUCAGUCAGGAGAAGUUGCCAUGGCGUCAUUUUACAGAAUGGACAGUGAGUCGAGUCACCUUCCCAGCAUGCUCAGUGCUCUAGAGGAGCAGAACUUUCUCUUCCAGCUGCAGCUCAAUAACCAGCUACAAGAUGAUUCAAAUGAGGGACUAGAGGUACCAUUAGUUGCAGUCUUACAGUGGUCCACUUCUAAAUUGCCCUUCACCAACUCUAUCUACACUCACUAUAGUCUCCCUAGUGUGAGACUGGACCGUCCGCGCUUCAUUAUGACCGCCAGCUGCCCCAGUGCGGUCAAGGCUCGCGAGCAUUUCCGGGUGCGAUAUACCCUUCUCAAUAACUUGCAGGACUUCUUGGCGGUCCGACUAGUUUGGACUCCAGAAGGCCGAGGACAUAAAGAGGAUCCUGCAGUGAAUGCAGUGGUGUGUCAUUCUCCUCUCAGCAACCUGGGUUAUUGUCGAAAAGGAAGUACUCUUUCCGUCAGCGUGGCUUUCCAGAUACUCCGAGCAGGUCUUUUUGAGUUGAGUCAGCACAUGAAACUGAAGCUGCAGUUCACAGCGUCCGUGUCCAACCCUCCCCCUGAUGCUCGACCUUUGUCCCGCAAGAACAGUCCGUCGAGUCCAGCAGUCAGAGAUAUUCUGGACCGACAUCAGGCCAGUCUCAGUCUGGGCCGCUCUCAGUCCUUUUCUCACCAGCAACCAUCAAAGUUUCACCUCACAAGGACAGGAAGUGUUAUGGAGCGCAGGGCCAUCACCCCCCCUGUGGGCUCUCCUGUUGGACGGCCACUGUACCUCCCUCCAGACAGGAACAUUUUGUCACUUGACAAAAUUGCCAAGCGUGAGUGCAAGGUGCUGGUACUGGAUUCACACACCUGAACACACUCACACACAAACACACUCACACUCACAUACAGGGAAAGUAAGUAGGGAUAUUUUUAAUUUUGGCAAUGUGUCAUAAAGUAGUGUUAAUCAAAAAAAAGUUGUUUAAUGUCUGUCGGUUUUAGUUGUUUAUAUUUAUUUUGUUUUCAUUUUACCAGCAUCAAUUGUUUACAUGCUGUACAGUACGAUUAUUUUAAAUAAUUACAAUGCAAUUUACAUGCAGCUACUGUUUUUGACAUUUUCAUGACAGAAAGAAUGAAAAGAAAGCAUAAAUACAAACAGGGUUUUUAUUGUUUAUCCGUAACACAUUUCACUGGAGUUAUGUUCUAUGACUUGUGUUGCAUACAAGUUAAAAUAUUAUAUUGGUGGCUGUUUAAAGGGAAAAUGGAUGGUUAUGAUUAGUCAUACCCAGACCGAACCAUUUGUGUUUGUUUAUUUAAUAGUUUGGCAUAUUAGUUCAUGUUUUCAUCUACAAAUAAUCUAGCUCCCUAUUGAAUACUCUAAAUCUCUUCUGUACAAUUGGCUUUUUAAUCAUUGCAGAAAAUGAAGAAUUCAGCAGAUUCUAUCUGGGCCUAGUCAUAUCCGUUGUAAAAACACGCCACAUACAAAUGAAUGUGUUUCUUUGUUUGCUACUUACUAUUGGAUAGAUUUUUUUUUUCUCUUUACAUUUCAUUUGUCAAUACUGCCAACAUUUCUUUUCCAAUGUUGAAUUCCUCUUUGCGUUCCUUUUGUAAAAGUGCUUGUUUUCCUUAAUUACUUGAAAGAUGGUGCCUGUGAGCAAUCAGACGGUUUCUUUUAUUUUCCGUCCUGUAAACUGGAAUGUUUUUGGUCUGGCUUUUAUUGUACUCUUCAGUUUAAGUACAGUGCUGCCCUCCUCAUCGCUGAUAUUCCUUCCUCGGUAGCGUGUUGUCAUACAUAGUAUUUGUUUUAUUCAUCAAAUAAUUUGUCUGCUGUAAUGUUAACACUCCAGUUCAUCAGGCUACAGGUUUCCUAUGUAAUCACACAAAUCAAGUCACUUCUGGUGGAGUUGGAGCUUGUGUUAUUGGCAGAUGCCAUUUUUAUUCCUGCUCCUCCUUUCAUGGCUUUAGAAAUAUUCUUUCACAUUCCUGCAGCGUUGCGUGUUUUCAAAAACAAGGGAUCAUUUUUCUUUUGCUCCAUUAUGAUCUCGCCCUUCUCCCGCUAGAUGUCCGGGAACAAACUCCCAGUAAGCAUCAGGGCAGAUGCUGGUCAUACAGUAGUAUUGAUUUCUAUGCAUUUACACCGAACACCGGACUUCAGCAGGGAGCUUGAUAUGGUAAUCAAUAAUCAACUGGUGUAAAGCGUCACCCCAUUGUGCCAUUUAAUGGGGUUACGAUUGAUUUCUUUUAUCAAUGUUUACAUUUCUGUGCACAUCAUGUGAAGACUACUGACUAAUCCUUGACUGAAAACCCUUUUCCUUUUUGUUGUGGAAUGUCGCACAUGGUUUUAUAUUGUGUCCGAAUAUAGGAUCUUGAAUGUUUAAUUUUUUCAAACUGAAUUGUUUAGACAGACUACAUAUUCUGCGCAAAUGUAACAAUGAUCCAAAACCGUAUUGUGGAUGUAGGUAAUACAUUUUAAUAUAAACACUGUGAUGUAUUUUAAUUUUCCUAUUUUCAAUCCAUUUCACUUGCAAUUUCCAUAUUUGCAUCUUGGCCAGUUUUCUUGUUUUGGACUAUGUUCUUAUUUUUAUUUGAUUUGGAUUUGGACUAUUAUGUUUAUUGUUUUAUAAGCACUUUAUUUCAUUUUUUGUAACUUAUUUUUUUGAAAAUGAAGAAAUGCUCAAAGGACCGGUGGCUGGAUAGGAUGUUUUCCCGAACAGCAUUGUUCAAUAACUCUUCAAAAACAUUUUGAUUCUUAGUUGUUGUUGUUUUUUUGUUUUUUUUUAGCCUCUUGACAAGGCACAUCACAGAAAAAUUGUUGACUGACAACUCUACACACUGGAUUUACUAUUUAUUCACAAGUCUGUAUAAAUAGCUUGAGGUUAGAAAUCAUACAAAAGGUAUCAGAGCAAGUACAUGUUGAGUAUUGCGCUUGUAUUGUUUGUUCUGACUUUUUGUUUUGGGUUUUUGAAUCGCCAAGACCUGCCAAGAAGCUCUUCAGGUGGAACGCCUUUGUGGAACUCAAUCAUUUAGAUAGCUGUUCAAACAAGACAAUUUUGACUAUACUCUUCUAUGAACUUCUGCUUUGCACUUUUUUUUGUUUGUUUAUAUAUGCCUUUUAAUUGCUGUUUGAAGUGUUAACAAAAGUGUUCAGAGGAAAUGUUGUCGGUUAUUGCACUUGAACAAGUUAAAUAAAAGCAGCUAAGGCAUAAA
This is a messenger RNA of Puntigrus tetrazona (Sumatra barb), 4569 nucleotides long. It is a transcript of the gene trappc14, whose product is annotated as trafficking protein particle complex subunit 14. Gene Ontology annotation, cellular component: TRAPPII protein complex. Gene Ontology annotation, biological process: cilium assembly. The record is from RefSeq and is a predicted model, not a curated record. The coding region runs from base 425 to 2236 and encodes 603 amino acids. The transcript has 10 exons. Gene Ontology annotation, molecular function: alpha-tubulin binding. Lineage: Eukaryota; Metazoa; Chordata; Actinopteri; Cypriniformes; Cyprinidae.